Messenger RNA from Drosophila nasuta, 1983 nucleotides. RefSeq lists its product as uncharacterized. The record is from RefSeq and is a predicted model, not a curated record. The coding region runs from base 10 to 1575 and encodes 521 amino acids. Lineage: Eukaryota; Metazoa; Arthropoda; Insecta; Diptera; Drosophilidae. Gene Ontology annotation, biological process: regulation of translational initiation. The transcript is spliced from 7 exons. Gene Ontology annotation, molecular function: translation activator activity; RNA binding; protein binding. Gene Ontology annotation, cellular component: cytosol.
AGCAGCACAAUGGCAGAGAAAGUGGAAAUCUCAGCAGCUACAUUUAAUAAUAAUAAUCAACAGAACGAUGCUCGCAAGGUGCGCAAAUCUCCCGAUUUUCAACCCAUGAUGCCCGGUGUUAUAUCCAGAGAACGCAGUUUUGUGCGCACCUCAAAUCAACAGAAUAUUAAUAAGAGACGCAGUCUGGCGUUCAAUGUGCCUGGAAAUCAGGCUGGACAGAUGCGUGGCAAGCCAGCAAUGGAUAUUUACAGACCGCCAAAUGUUCGUGGCUGUGAGCUGGCCACAAGUGUCUCAAAUGGUGGUGGCGGCGGUGCAAGUGUUGGUGGUGGUAUUGGGGGUGGUGGCAAUAAGCUGAAUAUUAAUGCACAGGAGUUCACAAUGACGCCACCGCCGAGCGCCGAGGCACUUGAGAAUAAUCGUUCGUCCCUCAUCUUCCCACAACAAUAUGUGACAACAGCGUCAGCUGCUGGACAACACAACACACAAAAUGCCGCCAUCCUCAACAGACGUCAGGCGGGUCUCUCCCUGGGCAACAUGUCAUCGCUGAGCAGUUUGAGUGGACGUCAUCGCUCCAUUCUGGUCACGCAUCCCAUUAGCCCGCUGGGCGGACAACUUCCGCUCAUGAAUUCCCCAUCCAGCGGCAACAUACUCCACUCCACAAAUCGCGUCAAGUUCGCACCGGAGCCGAGGGCGCAGAAGCCGCAGACGCAGUACGUCAACAGCAACGGGCAACAGCACUACAACAGCAAUGGACAACAGCACUAUCAGCUGAAUGGCCUCGAUCCCUACUUGAAUGGCAACGCUUUGCAGCGCUCCAAGUCGCUUUCCUCCGCCGAUGCCUUGACUCGGGGCAUGGCCGGUUUGGGUCUGGGAUUGGGCAAUGAAGUGGCCGACAUCGGUCAGUUUACCCCCGAGAUACAGGCGCUGAUUGACACCGCCCUCGAGGAUCCGAAUAAGUUGAAUUCACGCUGCCUCAUGGAGUUGACGUCGCAGUUCAUCAAGCGUGCCGUGGAGAGUCGUCGCUUUGCGUUGCCCAUCUCCCGAUUGUGCCUCAACAUUAUCGCCAAGGAGCAGAAGGAGACGUUCCUGGAGGCCUUGCUCAACACGUGCCGUCAGUGGUAUCAGGAGCGUGAGAAGUUGCUGUUUGCCAUACAGGGCAUGAAGUCACCGUCGCGUGUCCGCUUCACGGCUUUCAUGGCAUUUCUCACGGAAAUGUUCUGCCAGCUGAAACGCCGCCAGCUCCAGCUGCGAACCCACAGCGAGGGAACGCCGCCGCCUCUGGUGCUGCUCAGUUUGCUCUCCAAAUGCUGCGAGGAUUGCGUUCGACCACCUGUGCGUUCUCUAUCCGAGAUCGAAUGCCUGUUCUAUGUGCUCACCUGCAUUGGCCAGGACAUGGAGCAACAGCUGCCACAGCAACUGGAGCUACUCAUGUCCUUGGUGCGCGAUGCGUUCCUCAAUGCCGGCGAUGCUGCUGCUGCGAUACGUCGCACUCUGCUCCAGCUGAUCGAACUGAAGGCCUCGCAUUGGCAACUACCGGGCAAUACGGUGCUCUAUUACACCCAUACCAACAAUUAAAAGAGAAGAAGAUGAAGAAGAGGCGAUGGGAAAUACAUAUCAUCGGGAUGUAAUUUGUGGCAAUCAAAAAAAGCAGACAUUAUUAUUGUGUGGUCGAAUUGCAUUUAGGCAUUUGUCCUCAUGCAAGAAACGCAACUAUUUAUCGUACUCGCCGAGUACACAAUAUAGACAAUAAGCAAUAUUUAUUUUUUGGCAACACUAGAUACAUAAUAGCAUGACUAACCCAAGGCAGAAAUACACACGUAUACACAUAUACAUACAAAAAACCCCUUAAACUGACCCAAGUGAAAAAAGCUCAUCUAACCUCUCAUAGCGGAGUUCAUAACUCUGCUACAAUAAGGCUCAAUUUGUACUAUGUGAACCCGUAUUUACUAUUUAUGUGUAAUAAAAACUACGCUAGUCACAAAA